Molecule: messenger RNA, 3363 nt
Organism: Periophthalmus magnuspinnatus
Lineage: Eukaryota; Metazoa; Chordata; Actinopteri; Gobiiformes; Gobiidae
Gene: gcgra
Product: glucagon receptor a
Exons: 14
Coding region: 357-1838 (493 amino acids)
Biological process (GO): adenylate cyclase-activating G protein-coupled receptor signaling pathway; cell surface receptor signaling pathway
Cellular component (GO): plasma membrane
Molecular function (GO): gastric inhibitory peptide receptor activity; peptide hormone binding; glucagon receptor activity
Source: RefSeq, a predicted model, not a curated record
CAGUGCGGCUCGCGCUCACUCUGCCCGUGUGCCAACUCCUGUCAACUGCCUCCACAAUAGCCACAAUACCUCUAUACAUUACUUUUGCGCCUUUUACGCACGUUUGUCCCGCUUUUUAAGACUGACUGCAGAUAAUUUAUUGCCAAAGUUGGAUUUUAUUGGAGACGCUUGAAGUGAGAGGAAUUAUCACGCUGCCAGAUGCUGCACAGAGAUGAACUGCACUGAGCCACGACUUGAGGAAUUCAGCGCAACUCUCAAAGGCAGUGCGGCAGGCCUCGAUAAGCUCCCCUUAUGAGGUGAAAAUCCACUCUUCAUCGCCCAGUUGCCCCCCUCCUCCCAGAAACAAAGCAUACGGCAUGUCCCGGCUGUUCCUCUUUUUGGCAAUGCUAGUUCUCUCCUGCAAUGUCCAGGUGUGCCCUGCUGUGUCCCUGGAUAAGCUGCAGGAGAGCUGGAAGAUGUACAAGGAAGAAUGUGACCGCAACAACAGCCGGGAUCCUCCCAGCAUCGGUAUAGUUUGUAACAGGACUUUUGAUGAUUACGCUUGCUGGUCUGACGGUCUCCCCAACACAACGGUCAGUGCGUCCUGUCCCUGGUACCUGCCCUGGUUUGACGAAGUUCAGAAUGGCAUGAUUUACAAAGAGUGUGAUGGUAACGGCCAGUGGGUCAUCACCAAGAACACCAGCGAGUGCGACUCAAACGACCCGAGCCAGCACUAUUACAGAUACAUUCGGAUUAUGUACACAGUGGGUUAUUCCUUAUCUUUUGUGGCUUUGGUGUUGGCGCUUGGCAUCCUCAUAUUUUUCAGAAAACUCCACUGCAUGAGGAACAACAUCCACAUGAACCUGUUUGCUUCGUUCAUCCUGAGAGCCCUGUCCAUUCUCAUCAAAGACGCUCUGGUUGACGCCAACAUCGUGUCCCGCGACCUGAGCACUGACCAGGACUCAGGCUUCCCUCGGGCAUCCAUGCCGCCCGUGGAGAUGCUGGUCAACAAUGAGACCACGAUUGGCUGUCGCAUUGCAGUAGUUAUGAUGCAGUACAGUAUUAUGGCUAACAGCUAUUGGCUCCUGGUUGAAGGCAUCUACCUCCACAACCUGCUCGUCAUCACCGUGUUUACUGAGAGGAACUACUUCAAAAUCUACCUGUGCAUUGGCUGGGGAACGCCACUCAUUUUCCUUGUGCCAUGGGUCAUGGUGAAAUACCUUUAUGAAAACCAAGAAUGUUGGGGUCAAAAUAUAAACAUGAAUUACUGGUGGAUCAUACGUUCCCCAAUCCUCCUGGCUGUUGUGAUAAAUUUCCUGAUAUUUAUUCAUAUAAUCCGAAUCCUUGUUUCAAAACUGCGAGCGCACCAGAUGAGAUAUUCUGAUUACAAAUUCAGAUUGGCAAAAUCCACACUCACCCUGAUCCCUUUGUUGGGAAUCCAUCAGAUGUUCUUCAUAUUCGUCACAGAUGAAACGACGUCUGGCACCAUCACUCUACGGCUCACCAAGCUCUUUGUCGACCUUUUCUUCUCUUCUUUUCAGGGUCUCUUGGUGGCCAUUUUGUACUGCUUUGUUAACAAAGAGGUUCAAUCGGAGAUCCUGAAGAAAUGGAAACGUUGGAAACUGGGCAGGAACAUCGAGGAGGAGUACCGACAUACCUACAGCAACACGCCCAACACAAAGACCGGCAGCCUGUUGCACCACGUUGCACCUUUGCCCGAAACCACCACCACCUUUUGCAACCCUGAGGAGAGGCGCAUGCUGGUGCCUACCUCCCACAAUGGCCUGGAAAACAGCAAAGACCCCUGCAUAUACCCCCUACAAGAACGCUCUACGGACGGGGGCAGCAGUGAGAAUUGAGCGGGCAAGAGUGGAUUUGGAAAACUGCCUUGUGAAGUGUGAAGAGGUGAACAGUGUGCAUCCAAAGUCCUUGUUCUGAAUCUAGGAAUAGAUAAUAGAAGAGACUACAACACUGGGAAUGGGCUGUUCACAUUGUCAAUGAGGACAGACCGUUGCAUGCUGAACAGUGCCAUACAAAAUAUCAAAACAGAUGAGCCAUUUUACUUCACAACACACACAAAUAAACCCUCAAACUGCAAUGGAAGACUUUUGAAAUGUUUGCUCAGUAUUGUGGUACCAGAGACAAGCACGACGGCAACGGACCAAACAACAGACCUUAACAACAGUGGAGAAUUGUAUUUUUCAGCUUUGCUCUAUCUGUAAAUGUGUUCAUAGGAAUUAUAGAAAAAUAAGUUAUGUAUGUUAUGUGUACUUCAUGCACAAAGGUGAACCGUGUUGCUCAAGCAAUCCAAUGGGAAAUUGGCAGCUGCUCUCCCUAGGUCAUUCCUGGCAUGACAUGAAAGGAGGUCAUGGGAUGUUAUGGGAUCAAAUAUAGAUAAGCUACAAUGCUCAUGGCUUUACUUAGUUACGUGAUGUACAAAUAGGUAGGUUAUAUGCAGAUGUCUCAGUCAAAUGCAAACAGUAACAGCAUGUUUUGGCAGCAAUUUGUUCUGUUUUUUUCCUCUUCAUGCUUAUGUGCCAUAUACUAUAUGCUGUGGUUACGUUUAUGCAGCUAAGCCUCGAAAUCCACCCUGAUGCAACCAGAUAGGAGAAAUCCGGCGCUCGACCCAAGGUUAAAAAUAAUCUUCAGAUCAACCUGGCCCAUAAAAGCAUACAUGCAUAAAGGAUAAGGGCAACUAUAACUGGGAUGCAACAUGUCACCUAUGACACCAGGGUGUUAGUUUAAAUAUAGGCUGGCGUUGAUUCUGUGUGCUUAAGUUAUUUCAUGAAUCAUUUAGCUCAGAUUUGUGCAAGACGUCACUUUGAUAUCUUUGACAGAAUAAUAACUAUUGCACUCUCCAGGCUGAACAAAAGUAGAACAAAAAAAUUAAACUCUGGUAAGCAAUUAAACUUAAAAAGCAGUGGUACUUUUGCUAAGUGCUAGACCUUUUUUUUUGCCAAACUUAACUUGACUUUGUAUAACUCUUUGCACAAUUUAAUUUAUAUCGGUGUUUGUUGAGGUGAUUUCAUUUGAUUGAUGUAAUUGUGUAUUGAUGACACACAGGUCUGUACGUGUGAAUGGCUAUUUCUUUUGGGUAUGAAUGGUCUAUCAGUAUUUUCAGGUUAGACACAUUUCGGGGGUGAGAUGCAGCUUUGCCACUAGAGCGAUGCCUUGAUAUUGUUGUUGUCGCAAGAUCCAUUCAAUAUACAAACCACAUACAGAACAUUCCCAGAAGGCAUGCCACUGCUCAGAUUCAAUGUGGAAAUUUGUUUUUGUGUCAGGACUAGAAGCAUAGAGUUAAAUUUACAACAAACAACGCCAUGCAGAGAAUAGCUUUGCAUCACAACAAGGUGCUGGUAAUGCAAAAAUAAUAUGUUUUUUUGU